Messenger RNA from Trichoderma aggressivum f. europaeum, 777 nucleotides. RefSeq lists its product as uncharacterized. The coding region runs from base 1 to 777 and encodes 258 amino acids. Gene Ontology annotation, cellular component: cytoplasm. Lineage: Eukaryota; Fungi; Ascomycota; Sordariomycetes; Hypocreales; Hypocreaceae. The transcript is spliced from 2 exons. Gene Ontology annotation, biological process: protein folding. The record is from RefSeq and is a predicted model, not a curated record.
AUGGCCGCUCCUUCAGAGCAAAGAAUCGCGGUUCCAAUCGACGACCCCAACGCUGAUACUGAAUGGAAUGACAUUCUGCGCAAACAUGGCGUUAUCCCCGAGAAGCCACCCAGUCCGACUCCUAUGAUUGAAGAGGCCAUCCUCGAGGCCAGGAGACUUGCGCACGAGAACCGACUGGAGGGGAAAGACUUGGACGAGCUCGACGAGCUAGAAGACGAAGAAGAUGACGACUUUCUGGAACAGUAUCGCCAGAAGCGCAUGGCAGAACUGAGCAAACUACAGAAGAAGUCCAUCCACGGCUCCGUAUACCCCAUAUCCAAGCCCGACUACCAGCGUGAAAUCACGGAGGCUUCCAAUAACGGCCCCGUCUUCGUCAACCUCACAUCCAUCGCAGGCAAUGUGGAAUCAAGGGUUCUAUCAGAGCUCUGGAGGCAAGCUGCAAAGGAGUACGGCGACAUCAAGUUUUGCGAAAUUCGAGCAAGCCAGGCCAUUGAAAACUACCCGGACCGAAACUGCCCUACAAUAUUGGUGUACAAUAAGGGAGACAUUGUAAAGCAGAUUGUGACCCUCAUGACCCUGGCUGGUGCUCGGACCAACAUGAGACAGAUUGACGACCUGCUUGUUGAAGUUGGUGCUGUGCCAGAUUCCGAUAUGCGAGUGGUCAAGAGGAGGAGAGCAGCGGAGGAUGCUGAAGAGGAGCGAUUGGCCAGCAAGACCAUCAAAACAAGCAAUGCUGGGAGAGCGCGGGUUGACAGCGACGACGACGAUUGGGACUGA